CCUCCUAGCAAGCCAGGGCCAAAGGAUGUUCUCAUCAAAGUUGCAUAUACCGGACUAAAUCCAAAGGAUUGGAAGUUUACCAAAAAUCGUGAUGAAUCAACUGCCUUCAACGUCGGGGAUGAUGUGUCAGGCACAAUUGAAGCUGUGGGGUCCGAUGUAUUCGAGUACAAGCCGGGUGACCGUGUUGCGGGUUUUCACAGAAUGUUCCAGCCUCAUGGCACUUAUGCAGAGUACACGGUUGUGCCGGCCUCUACUACGUUCCUUCUGCCACCCAAUAUCUCUCUUGAGUCGGGUGCUGGACUUCCAUUAUCCUUCAUGACAGCGGCUCUCGCCCUUUAUCAGUAUCUGGGCGCCCCUCUCCCAACGACUAUCAACGAUUCUGGUCGAAAGACCGCCAUCUUGAUUUGGGGCGGUGCAACUGCCGUGGGAGCAUAUGCGCUCCAGUUGGCCAAGCUAAGCGGGCUUGGACCCAUCAUCACUGUUGCUGGAAAUGGAAUCGACUAUGUUCAAUCUCUUAAUGCAGCAGAUCACAUUAUCGACUAUCGAAAGGGAGACGUGACGCAGCAAAUCCUGGCCGCUGCCGGAUCUGCUGAAAUCAAGAUUGCAUUCGACGCUGUAUCUGGACACGGUAGUUACGAGAGAAUUACUGAACAAGCAUAUGCCGAUGGCGAAUUUGCGUAUUUCUUCUACAGGUACCUGAGCCAUCUGCUAGCAGAAGGCAAAUUCAGGCCGCAUCCUGUAGAGGUGCUUCCUAAUGGUUUAAACAGUAUUGUCGAGGGAGUUCAGGCUUUAUUCGAUGGAAAAGUUAGUGCCAAGAAGCUUGUUGCACGGUGA
Messenger RNA from Trichoderma virens Gv29-8, 834 nucleotides. RefSeq lists its product as uncharacterized. The transcript has 3 exons. Gene Ontology annotation, molecular function: oxidoreductase activity, acting on NAD(P)H. NCBI's taxonomy places the organism in Eukaryota, Fungi, Ascomycota, Sordariomycetes, Hypocreales, Hypocreaceae. The record is from RefSeq and is a predicted model, not a curated record. The annotation marks the transcript as partial.